CUUCAAAGAAGUAGGGACGUCCCAAGGAUCACAGAUAGGUCGGACUGUUCAAUCACGUAUCCACAGUCAGUGGAAGUCUUCUCAUUUUUUGCGAAAGAUGGCGGCGUUGGUGGCAGUCCCUCGCCUCGCCGCGUUUUGUAACUUUUCAUCAAGACCCAUUUCAGUGUUUGUGAUACAACAGAGGUUGCUACACCACAUUGCUAAAAGCGACAAUGCUACAAGUGUGGUUCCAGUCAGAGAGAAAAGCACAGCGAUGGCUGCUGCCAAGCCCGCUGCAGUAGCAAGCAGCAAGGGAGAAUAUGUCAUCACUAAACUGGAUGAUCUGGUGAACUGGGCACGCAGAAGCUCCCUGUGGCCCAUGACCUUUGGCCUGGCAUGCUGUGCGGUUGAGAUGAUGCACAUGGCGGCUCCUCGAUACGACAUGGAUCGGUUCGGAGUGGUGUUCAGAGCCAGCCCCAGACAGGCCGACGUCAUGAUUGUGGCAGGCACCUUGACCAACAAGAUGGCCCCCGCUCUGCGCAAGGUUUAUGACCAGAUGCCUGAGCCAAGAUAUGUCAUUUCCAUGGGCAGCUGUGCCAAUGGGGGUGGCUACUACCACUACUCUUAUGCCGUGGUCCGAGGGUGUGAUCGCAUCGUACCAGUGGACAUAUACGUUCCAGGCUGCCCACCCACAGCAGAGGCCCUUCUCUACGGGACGCUACAGUUGCAAAAGAAAAUAAAGAGAGAGAAGAAAAUGAGGAUUUGGUAUCGGAAGUGAAAUUAUGUACGUCUGGCUUUUUGUAGGUGUUGUAUUUAUUGGUCUGAUCAGCCAGUAAACCGGUUGGCAAUAUCCUCAGGAAUCACUCUGGGUUGAGCUCUGGCUCCUCUCUGUAGAAACAAUAAAGGAAUUUCUUGUCA
Messenger RNA from Oncorhynchus masou masou (cherry salmon), 897 nucleotides. RefSeq names its product NADH:ubiquinone oxidoreductase core subunit S7 (gene ndufs7). Gene Ontology annotation, molecular function: NADH dehydrogenase (ubiquinone) activity; quinone binding; 4 iron, 4 sulfur cluster binding. Bases 98 to 757 code for a protein of 219 amino acids. Lineage: Eukaryota; Metazoa; Chordata; Actinopteri; Salmoniformes; Salmonidae. The record is from RefSeq and is a predicted model, not a curated record. The transcript is spliced from 8 exons. Gene Ontology annotation, biological process: mitochondrial respiratory chain complex I assembly; aerobic respiration; electron transport coupled proton transport.